UUUUUGGCGUGUGUUCGCACCUCCACGGAUGCUAGCAGAGCAUUCAACAGAUGGCGAUCGUCACGGGGCCAAGAGAUACCAAGACAGAAAGUCUGUCGUCAUGCGAACUCUCGGCCCCGUAUGACCUCGGAACUCCGAGUGGGGACUCCGAGGAGGACCCCACCGGCGCAUCCGCCGCAUAUAAAUAAACCCUAGAUCGUCGAGCUUGGGACGAUCAACGGACUUCACCAACCCAAAUUCUUUUCUUCACAACCUUCUCACACUCAUCCAAGAUGGCCCACUCAAAGGCCGUCUACGCUACAGACCAUGCCGCCUCAGUCCUCCAAACCCACAGCUGGCGCACCGUCGCCAACUCAACACCGUACCUCAUCCCGCACCUCCGCUCCGACAUGACCAUCCUCGACAUCGGCUGCGGACCCGGGUCAAUCAGCGUCGACCUCGCCAAGCGGGCUCCCAACGGCCACGUGACAGGGAUCGAGUACGUCCCCGAUCCUCUAGACGAGGCGCGAUCGUUCGCCUCUCGCGAAGGGGUCACGAACAUCGAUUUUCGCGUCGGGGACAUCCAUUCGCUCGCAUUCCCCGACAACAGCUUCGACCUAGUCCACGUGCACCAGGUCCUACAACACAUCGCGGACCCGAUCCAAGCCCUGCGCGAGAUGCGCCGCGUCGCCAAGCCCAACGGCGGCGUCGUCGCCGCGCGCGAGUCGGCCGCUUUCAGCUGGUAUCCUGAAAACCAGGGGAUCCAAACGUGGCACGCGGUGACUGAGCGAAUGGCCAAGGAGAGGGGAGGGCAUCCAACCCCGGGGUCGUACAUUCACACGUGGGCCCAGGAGGCUGGGUUCCCGGUGGGAAGAAUCCAGAAGUCGACGGGGACGUGGUGCUUCAGCACGCCUGAGGAGCGCGAGUACUGGGGCGGUACGAUGGCGGAACGGGCUCAGUCGUCGGGGUUUACGACUAUGGCGCUGGAGGGUGGAUGGGCGACUGCGCAGGAAUUGGAGAGCAUGGCGCGUGGGUGGAGGGAGUGGGUGAUGAAUGAACAGGGGUGGUUUGGGGUACUUCAUGGGGAGAUUGUCUGUUUCAAGUGA
Molecule: messenger RNA, 1085 nt
Organism: Aspergillus candidus
Lineage: Eukaryota; Fungi; Ascomycota; Eurotiomycetes; Eurotiales; Aspergillaceae
Product: class I SAM-dependent methyltransferase
Exons: 1
Coding region: 273-1085 (270 amino acids)
Molecular function (GO): methyltransferase activity
Source: RefSeq, a predicted model, not a curated record